AUGACCGGGUACCGCCAUGCCUCAAGUGCCCUUACCCUGCUGCUCCUCCUCACAGGAGCCUCCCUCCUCCAUCCAUCCACCCCCACCCCUGUGAACGCCGCUGAGGAGGCUGAUGACCUGCACACAGAGACUCCUCCUGCACAGACGGCAGCAGGAGAUGAGGAAGAAAGAAGGGAAGAGGAGAGGCGAUCAGUAAAGAAAGAGGACACAGAGGAGGAAGAGGAGCUCUUUAAAGAUGUAGAUCCAAAAACACUUGCAGCAGUUUUGCUCGAGGCGUUGAAUCGCUCAGAUGUGGGGAGAAGGAGGGAGGAAGAGGAGAUGGAUGCCGAGGCAAACCGAGAAGUGAGAAUGAUGGAAGGAGCAGACAGAGACAGGGACGGACGACAGGAGUUAGAGAUGCUGAUGGCUGCUCAGGGAAAAGAGCGGGAAAAGGAGGAGGAAGAGGAGAGGAGGAGAGCUCAGGAGGAAGAAGAGAGGAUGACAGAGAAGGUGACCAGUCGGACCACGAGCCAGACGGUCCAGGUCCAAGCAGAGCCACAGUCCCAAAGUCCAGAGGAAGGAGGGGAGAAUGGAAAGCAGGGAGCGAAUCCCCCCUCUGAACAAGACAACAAUGAGGAAGAGGAGGAGCAGCUGAGUCCAGAGGAGCUGAAGAGCCUGGAGACCAUGAUGAAGGAGUUUCCUAGUUUGAACACAGCGACAAAGAGGGAGGGCGAGCAGAACCAGAGGGAGAGCCGAGGGUGGAGCAGCUACAACGAGGUCAUCCCCGUCAAAGGAAGUGACACUGCCUCAACGAAAAAGAAGCUGAAGUGGCAGGAGGAGACGCAGAAGGGGAUCAACUUCCCGAUGUUCAGGGGAGGAAACUUCAUGGAUGACUUUGAGGAGAGCAAUCGAGCAGGAGACAACGAAAUUCAGGCGGAGCUCCCAUCAGAGCAGGAGGCGACUGAGGAGGAGGAGCCAGAGGAGGAGGAAGAGGAGGAACAGCUGAGUCCAGAGGAAGAGGAGGCUCGGGCUAAAGCUGAGCAAGAGGAGAUGAGGAGGCAGGCGGCCGAGGCACAGCGAGCCAAAAUUGAGGAGGAGAAGCUGGCGGACAUCGCCUCCGACAUGCUGCUGCGCUACAUGGUGAAGCAGAACAACGGUAACCGGAAAUACAGCUCGUCUCUGUCCAACGCUGCCGAGGACAAACGAUCCAACGAAGAGCAAGAGGCGGCCGAGGAGGAAGACCUCGACCCACAGACAAUCGACAAGCUCAUCGAGAUCUCCAGCAAACUCCACCUACCUGCCGACGACGUGGUCGACAUCAUCAGCGACGUGGAGAAGAAGAAAAAGAAAGACAUCCAGCCGGAGGUUACAUCACGUUGGCAGCGACCUCUAACACCGCUCUCUUCAUCGUUCUCAUCCACCAAAGGUUUGUCUUCAACCGAUACAAACAGCUUCCCAGUCACAAAACAACCGUCUCCCGCUGUCAAUCGCCUCAAAACCUGGUUCCAGGAGAAGACCCCAACAAAAUCUCAGGAUCUGUGGAGCAAACCUCUGAGAGCCAAUCAGAAUCUUUGGUCCAAACCUCAGAAGCCGAUGAAGCAGGAAAUCUGGUUCAAAUCCCCAAAGCCUGUCCGGACUGGAUACCCCUUCUACCCCUACAGAUACCCCUCCUACUACCAGAGGAAGCCCUACCCUGACUACUACCCCAUUUACUUCCCUCCUGCCCCAAGACCCAGACCUCGCUACUACCUCUCUAAACCCGCCCUCGCCCGGGGGAACCCCAUGGACAACCCGUAUGCUUUCCCUCCCAAACGUCGCUACCACAGCUGGAUCCAACCACGGCUCAGAACGCCCCCCACAGGCCUCCAGCAGAAGCCUUACUACCCCAGCUACCCUCUGUACCCUCGGACAUUUCAGCCCGUCAGAGUCCCCGUGAGGCCUCCUCAACAGAAGCAGUUUUAUUAUUCACCUCCGGCGGCUGCAGCGCCGAGAAACGAAGAUUACUACGAGGCGGGAAAACAGCCGGAGAGCCGUGACGACCUGGAGAAGUACAUCCAGCAGAUCCUCCGGAAGAGACCGCAGAUAUCAGACUGAAAGAGGGAUGAAAAGAGAGAUGGAAGAAGAGCAGGAAAGAAUGUUUCUUUAUGAUUAUGAUUUAAGAUUUUGUUUUAAACCUGUAAGAAAUUCCUUCUUUAUUUUGAAAGGUUAAAAGGACAUGAGGACUUUCUGGUUAACACGAGACUUUGGUGAGAAAACAAAGGCGAAGAUUCACCUCCUCUUCCUCAGUGAAGGAGGGAGAGAACAGGAUGAUUGUUGACAGGGCGUGACGCAGCAAAGAUGUGUAUCACGCUCGAACACUUCAUCCAAACUCCCAACAUGACAACAUUCUCCAUGUGGACGUUUUUAAAUGCCAACAAAGGAGGACGCUUGAACACGCUGUUACUGUACCUUUAAGAAAUCUCUGCCAGAGUCGAAUGAGGCAGCGAUGGAUGCUGGGAAAUGUUUGCUGGCUGCUACAAAAGGACGUUUGUGUCGUUAUCUCAGGCAGGGAAAUUAGAUAUAGAAACACUACAUGGCCAAAAGCAUGUGGACGCCAAACUCUUCACCUUCAUUUGAGGAUUAAGCCCAGAGUUCAUGGAGACCAUUCAGAUGUAGAUAAGAAGUAAUCAGAAAAAUUAGGCCUGAGCAGAAGUGCCUUAAACCUGCAUUCUUUCUGAUGGCCAGCAGAGGGCAGAAAUCAGUUUCAUAGAAGUCUUUGAGAAAAUGGUCCUCUUUCUCAUUCAUUUAUCCACUCAGUUAACAUUUCCCUGACGAGUUCAUGAUCUUCAAUCUCUAGUUCACGCUCUUCUUCAACACAGCAUCAUAAAUGAAGGUCGCAUUUAGAGUCACCGAGACUACAAAGCAGGGGGCGGAGUCAGACAGGGGAUACCUGUGAUUAACAGGUCACCUGUUGGCUGGUUCAGAGCUGGGUUGUGCUAAAAGACGCUCUGAGGAGUUGUUCUUUUAAAGCCAGUCCAUGUUGGAACCCUUUUUUAAGCUAUUGAAACAAGCAUGCCGUCAUAUAUCACAGUGAAUCUUCACCUUGUCCUGAUUUGGUCACGUCUGGCUCCAUAAAAACCCAAAAUGGUGAAGAUCAAGAGCCAGAGAGGUGACUUUAAAUCAAACCCAGUGCCGAGUUCUUAAAAACAGUCCAUGAGUGUGUGCAUGGACUUAAGUAUCCGGUCUCCAUAUUUGUGCAUGUGACCAUCAUAUCCUGAUUUGGAGACCUGCUUUUGCUAUAUGGAGAAUCUGAAAUAUACAAAUGAUAGUGUGGCAUGAAUACGCCUUACCUCUGUUUCUGACAGCAGCCGACCACCUGCGCAGGCGCGGCGUCAGCAAAGUGACGUAUCAGCAGAACAAAUGUGGCAGCAGCAGCAAGAGCGUCUUACACAGGACUUCCACCAAUCCGCUACGGUCCGGGUCCGUGCUGUCUCGUCUGUCAACACCCACCGGCUGCAUUUCUGCCUGACUUCCUGUCCCGCUCCAUCUGCUCUGUUGAGAUUGAUCCGUCGUGCUCCAGCAUCCAGCAAAAUUAGAAGUCUUGUUUAUCUGAUCUGUCACGUUACGACCUGCCAGACCAGAGACGCAGCCGGAACACAACGGAGCGGAUCCAGUGGGAGUUAACACAUUGAAUAUGAGAGAAACCUAUCAGAACCCAUGCCAUGAUUGAUCGUAGACGGACCACACACGGAUCUGGUGGAAUUUGGCCAUUACUUACCGGUCACAGCAGCGUACCAUCACCCAUCGCACCCUUGUCCUAUAUGCCGUCGCUCUCUUCUCACAUAGUCACGGUGUUUCAAAACAGAUUUCAAAAUUGGUUUGGUUUGUGUUGUCAGAAAAAAACAUCACGGGCAUCUGCAGAAAUUAGAUGCAUUGAUCGGAAAUCAGGAAAAAAGUAUCUAUUGUGUAAAUAAUCAGGUUUCUAUGUGUGCAUUUAAACAACAGAUCCCCAAUAUGAUCAAAACUAGGAUACUUGAGUCCAUAUAAACGUACUCAUUGUUCCAUUAACACCAAACUGGAGGCCGUUUCUUCACACAACUGACUUUGUAAACUUUGGGUUCACCAUGCUAACACAGACUCCAGGGUGUCCACAAACUUUUGGCCAAAUAGUGUCUCAACAUACACUCUUUCACCUUGUACAGAUGAAACCAGCAUCCACCAUGACGUGGGAACGGCCUCACACUGCAGCCGUUCACUGUUUCAUCUCUGAAAUCAUACAUCUCAGUGCAGAUGUAUGAUUUUGUUGUGUAAAAAUGCAGCUCUCAUGAUGUAAACCUACACACACCCUCUGAAGCUCUUUAUAGUGAAACACAAAGCUCCAACAGCUUGUUUCCUGAGCAGAGCUACACUCACUCUGCUAUAAUGGCACGAUGAGUCAUCCUUUUGCAUAACUUCAAUUACCUUGUUGCUAUGGUGCCAAACCCCGGCCAAAGUCUAUAUGGCAUUCUUUCACAGCUGACGCCUUCAGGGGGAUGCAGUGCUGCAGCAAACCGGGAACAUACAUGUAGGUAUUAAGGACAAGGCUGCUGGUCUGAGAUCGUGUCAACAAAAACUGAACGUGCUGAGUCAUCUCUGAAAACCUCACAGACCUGUGAGCCCGACUGUUCUCUAUGAAGACUGUUUUUAUGAUAACACAAAUAUCAGCCUCCUCCAGCAGCUUUUAUCCCUCUGCUGUCCGGUCUUUGAAGAUCAGUGCAAUGUAUGUUCACCUGUGGAUGAGAGCAGACUGUCAGAUAUCUCUCCUCCAGCUGCACUCAGUUUUUACAUAAACUAACAAAGAGCUUAAUGCAUCGUGUGCAGGGGACUGUUAUCAGACGGGAAGUGUGCAAAGUGUGUUUCUACACGUGCACUCCAAUCUCUCUGAAGUGUGUGUGGGCACACGUUGGUGGAGAAGGAAUCAGAAAUCAAAAUAUGAAGCGAUGCAAAGAGUUUGGUUUGGAAAGUUUGCGAAAUAUGAGGAAAAGUUUAUCUCUAUGAACAAAUAUGUGUGUGAGUGCAGCUAGGAAACCAGUCAUAGAUGCCAUCUCAACUGCAGCAACAAUGCAUGUUAGCAUCAGAUCAUCACAGAACCAGAUAUGUGAGGCUUCGCAUACAUUCACAACACAAGUUAACAGGACACUUUUAUUUCUGGCUCGUUUCUGCACGUUUCUGAUCCGGACGUUCUGCAGCCUUGUCCUCUAAAAUUCUUUCAUGUUGUCGUUCAAAUGCCGCUGCAUCCCCACGCUCCCUUCAGCUCAGAAAGACGUUUACUAUUUUUCAUCCUCAGCUCAAAGUCUGUUUCUCCUCUCAGUUUGAAUGUCUCUGAACCAUCCUUCAUCCGUUACUGAGCAGAAACCUGCUGCCUUACAUCACGUCACUGUGACAUUCCGUCCAUGAGAUCACUGAGGAAGCAACUGAAAGGUCAACAGUUUACCUUUAAGAACACACACCGAGGAUUUUUCUCUGCUUGGAUUGGAUGUUUACAGAUGAUUGUAAAAAAAAGUUUUUUAAUGUGCAAACAAAAACAAAACAGGAUUGUACCGCAGAGCUUGAUUUCUUCAUGAGCCGGCUCGUCAUAAUCAGAGCUCAGUAAACACUAAAACAUGUCAGCAGGACGUUCUUCUGUUGUUCUGUUUGUCUGAUGUGAAGCCAAAACAAAUCUGACAAUCUCGUGAUGAAAAAUGUUAAAAUAACGCGGUUAUUCCGAAAAGAGCAUUUACGGACACGGAGGGGUUUUUGUAUUUUUAAUAAUUUGUUGUUUUUUAUGCGACGACGAUGAUGAUGAUGAUGAUGAUGAUGAUGAUGAUGAUGAUGAUGAUGAUAAUGAUGAUGAAGCUACAGAUGAAGACGGAGCUGAGAGGACAGUGUCUGCACGUUUAUGUAUACUUGCAUCUAAAACUUCUUACCAAGCAUCAACGAAAAAAAAAAAAAAAA
Notolabrus celidotus (New Zealand spotty) is the source of this 5931-nucleotide messenger RNA. RefSeq names its product VGF nerve growth factor inducible (gene vgf). The record is from RefSeq and is a predicted model, not a curated record. Gene Ontology annotation, molecular function: neuropeptide hormone activity. The transcript has a single exon. Bases 1 to 2073 code for a protein of 690 amino acids. Lineage: Eukaryota; Metazoa; Chordata; Actinopteri; Labriformes; Labridae.